Vespa mandarinia (Asian giant hornet) is the source of this 679-nucleotide messenger RNA. RefSeq names its product Late endosomal/lysosomal adaptor, MAPK and MTOR activator 3 (gene Lamtor3). The record is from RefSeq and is a predicted model, not a curated record. Gene Ontology annotation, biological process: positive regulation of TOR signaling; cellular response to amino acid stimulus. NCBI's taxonomy places the organism in Eukaryota, Metazoa, Arthropoda, Insecta, Hymenoptera, Vespidae. Gene Ontology annotation, cellular component: Ragulator complex.
UCCCUAAAUUAAUACAAAAGAAAAUAUCAAUUUUCUUCGUACGCGCGUAAAACAAGUUCUACGGCUGAUACAGUGUCAAUAUUAUCACAAUAAAUGAAUAUUAUCUUUAUCUAAGAUUCCUAAAUCGAUAAAUUGUGUAUAGCAAAUACAAAUACGAGACAUAAAAAUGACAGCAGAACAUAAAAAAUUUUUAAAUGGUCUUUUAAACAGCAUAGAAGGCCUACAUAGUAUAUUAAUCACAGAUCGAGAUGGUGUACCGGUUGUAUCUGUAGCAGAUGAGAAAGCACCAGAACUUGCUAUGAGAGCAAGUUUUCUUUCUACUUUUGGAAUGGCUACAGAUCAAGCAAGUAAAUUAGGACUUGGAAAAAAUAAAAUAGUUAUCUGUAUGUACAGCAGUUAUCAGGUUGUGCAAUUAAAUAAAUUACCAUUGGUUAUAAGCUUUAUUGCUAGUCAUAAUUGUAAUACAGGUCAUAUUUUAUCACUAGAGAAUAAAAUUGAACCAAUUUUGAGCAACUUAAAAAGUGCAGUGGUAGAAGCCUGAUGGUUACCUGUAGUUCACUAUGGGUGAUAAAUAAUAAAUAUUCUUCGAAGCACUUGUGUAUAUCUCUCGAAGGAUAAUUGAUAUGUUAUUAGGCAUUGUUAUGUACAGUACCUAUAAUUGAAGGAAAAUUGUUCUAUA